AUGGCCUAUGCUGAGGAAGACAGAAAUACCUACGAGGUGUAUAAGGAAACAGCAGAUUGGUUGCGUGCCCGUGCUGCCCAGCAGCCCAGGAUUGCCAUCAUAUGUGGGUCUGGGCUGGGAGGUCUGGCUGAUGUGUUGGAAAACAAGACAGUCUUCCUGUAUGAGCACAUCCCUCACUUCCCACAGAGCACAGUGGCAGGGCAUGUUGGCAGAUUGGUGUUUGGAGAGCUGAAUGGACAGCCCUGCGUGUGCAUGCAGGGACGUUUCCACUCUUAUGAAGGCUACUCUUUCAGCACGGUCACCUUUCCCAUCAGGGUAUUUUUUCUCCUGGGGGUGGAGAUCUUGAUUGUCACAAAUGCUGCUGGAGGACUUAAUCCCCACUUCCAGGUGGGGGACAUCAUGUUCAUAAGGGAUCACAUCAGCUUGCUUGGCUUGGGAGGGCAGAAUCCCCUGCGUGGACCAAAUGAUGAGCGGUUUGGAGUGAGGUUUCCCUGCAUGUCAGAUGCUUAUGAGCAAGAUCUGCUGGGCCUGGCAAUGGAGAGUGCACAGGAGCUGGGGUUCCUGAGCUUCAGCAGGGAAGGAGUGUACUGCCUGCUGGCUGGGCCCUGCUACGAGACCAUCGCCGAGUGCCGCCUGCUGCAGGCACUGGGAGCUGAUGCUGUGGGCAUGAGCACUGUCCCAGAGGUAAUUGUAGCCAGGCAUUGUGGCCUCCGAGUCCUUGGGAUCUCCCUCAUCACCAACAAAGUGGUGAUGAGCUACAACAGCCAAGAGAAAGCCAACCACGAGGAAGUGCUUCGCAUCUCAGUGGUCCGGGCUGAAGCCCUGCAGAAACUGGUCACUCACCUCCUUGGGAAGCUGGGGGAAAGCACAAACUCUCCAUGA
This is a messenger RNA of Cinclus cinclus, 882 nucleotides long. RefSeq names its product purine nucleoside phosphorylase-like. Gene Ontology annotation, biological process: nucleoside metabolic process. The transcript has 6 exons. Gene Ontology annotation, molecular function: purine-nucleoside phosphorylase activity. Gene Ontology annotation, cellular component: cytoplasm. Lineage: Eukaryota; Metazoa; Chordata; Aves; Passeriformes; Cinclidae. The record is from RefSeq and is a predicted model, not a curated record. The coding region runs from base 1 to 882 and encodes 293 amino acids.